AUGGCGACUACGAUCGAUGCGCCCGGCCCAAACCUGCUGGGGGUGGCGAGACGGACCCUCGGUAUGGGCCUGCUGCUCCUCGUCGUGGUGCUGUGGACAGCCUCCAACUUCCUGGGAAGCACUAUCUUCGCCGAUAAAACUUAUGCCAAGCCCUUCUUCGUGACCUAUCUCAACACCUCGCUCUUUACUCUGCCGCUCUUUGCCACUCUUAUUGCUCGGACAUGGGGCCUGUGGCGUGCUCAGAAAUUGUCCCAGGUCCACUCAUUCCGGAGCCUGCUGCGACAUUUGGAUUCCGAGGAUCCGAAGCACGAGGAGGAGAGUAUGCUGCGUUCUGGGUCGUUUGACGAUGACUCCCGUUGCGAUCACGAGAUCGAGAGCUUGCAGUAUUCGCGGUCGAUACCGGACAAUUUAAAUGCGAGGUUGGGACUGCGAGCGACGGCCAAGCUGAGCAUGGAGUUUUGUCUUCUAUGGUUUGUUGCAAACUACUUCGCCAUGGCAUGUCUCGAAUACACGACAGUUGGAAGCACGACCAUCUUGACUUCUACCAGCGGUGUUUGGACACUGGUCUUCGGCGUCAUGAUUGGCGUGGAGAAAUUCACGCUGCGCAAAUUCCUUGGUGUUGUCGCCUCGCUGAUAGGUAUCAUCCUCAUCUCACGCGUUGACCUGUCGAAGCCAGACACCGGCGAUCCCACAGGCGCUGAUGGCAGCGAUGGCUCUUUCCCCCACAAGACCCCCACCGAGAUAGCCAUCGGCGAUGCAAUGGCCGCAUUCAGCUCAAUCAUGUACGGUGUGUACACGAUUGUGAUGAAGAAGCAAGUGGGCGAUGAGUCACGAGUGAACAUGCCAUUGUUCUUUGGAUUGGUUGGAUUAUUCAACCUUAUUCUUCUGUGGCCUGGGUUCUUUAUCUUGCAUUGGACCGGGGUGGAGCCGUUCGAACUGCCGAGUACGAAUCGCGUGUGGACUAUUAUCCUGGUCAACGCACUCUCCUCAAUCGUUUCCGACAUUGCAUGGGCUUACGCGAUGCUGUUGACUACGCCGCUCGUGGUAACAGUCGGCCUUAGCCUGACUAUCCCUCUGUCCUUGGUCGGGCAGAUGUUCCUGCAGUCCCAGUAUGCGUCACCAGUAUACUGGCUAGGGGCUGCAAUCGUGUUUCUGUCGUUCUUGGUCGUCAAUCAUGAAAGCAAGACCCAAGAAGAGGCCGAUGGCUCUGGAGAUACGGGCAGGCCAUCAAUUGGGGAAUAUGAAACCAUCCCCCGUGAAGAAGAAGUGCGAUAA
Molecule: messenger RNA, 1275 nt
Organism: Penicillium canariense
Lineage: Eukaryota; Fungi; Ascomycota; Eurotiomycetes; Eurotiales; Aspergillaceae
Product: DMT family transporter
Exons: 6
Coding region: 1-1275 (424 amino acids)
Biological process (GO): regulation of peptide transport
Cellular component (GO): membrane
Source: RefSeq, a predicted model, not a curated record